CGGAAAGCCGCAGGGUCGUAAAGCGCCGUCGUGAAGGGGAUCUGCGUGACGCGUGGUACUUUACGGCAGACAGUGGGGUCAGGGGUUACGUCGAACAGCGGCCUCAAGGACGCGAGCUCCGGAAGCCACGAUGCCGUUCGUCGACGUGAAGGCGUGGCUGGGCGUGGAGUUUGACCAACUCUUCACGGUGCGCUCCAAGGACAACAUGGCACGACGUGCCGGCCGCUGCCAUCUCUACGAGCAGGAGGUGAUCGACUGCUCGCACGGCCUAGGCACGGUGCGCGCCAACAGAGAGUGCCAGCCCGAGAUCGAGGACUACAAGGAGUGCCUGUACAAGGCCAAGAUGAUCAACCGGAUGAAAGCGAUCCUCCAGCAGAGGGAAAAGCUGAUCCAGGAGGGGAAGUACACCCCCCGGAAAUUCUCCGAGGUUGUGGGAAGUCCGUGAAAGAGCGCGACAUCAGAGGAGACAUCGGUCAGGGAAACAUCCACUCAAAUCGUGUUCGGUGCUUACAGCAACUCUCGAAUAUCCCUAGGUGCAUUAUCUGGCUUGUGGAUUAACCGCGCUUGAGGAAAAAAAGAAAUUGUUUCACGUGUUCGCUGGCUUCAUAGCCGAUCCUCACUUGUCAAGGGUCAGCGAAAUUAAGAUUCCCACCCCCCGAGUAAACCAAUUCCUUUAUAGAGCAAUGCAAAGAGGGCACUCUCAACGUCGUCACCCCACCUGCGGAAACUACAUUUGCGAAUUUAAUAUGCAUGUCUUGCAUUUUCCUUGUUUUGUUCAUCUUGGAUCCACUCCGCAACGCUGGAUAAUGGAAUGGUGGUAACUGUCAUUUUGUCCUUGGUGAAUGUAUUGGGUGGAAUUCUGUGAAUUAAACAACUUUCCCUAUUUUCCCAGA
Molecule: messenger RNA, 893 nt
Organism: Petromyzon marinus (sea lamprey)
Lineage: Eukaryota; Metazoa; Chordata; Hyperoartia; Petromyzontiformes; Petromyzontidae
Gene: NDUFS5
Product: NADH:ubiquinone oxidoreductase subunit S5
Biological process (GO): mitochondrial respiratory chain complex I assembly
Cellular component (GO): respiratory chain complex I
Source: RefSeq, a predicted model, not a curated record